AUGCUAUACCUGAUCCCCCUUUCCAUUCUCGUCUACGUCCUCUACAGGGCAUCUGUGACAUUCUCAGAUCUCUAUCUCCACCCCCUCCGCCAUAUCCCCGGCCCCAAACUAUGGAUCGCCUUCCCCAUCCUCCGCCACAUUUCCCACAUCACAGGGAACCUCGAAAUCGACACACGAGCCUUCCACACUAAAUACGGAGAGGCCGUCCGCAUCGGCCCAGACGAAGUAUCAUUCAUCACCGCCCAGGCCUGGAAAGACAUAUACGGUCACGGGCAACCCCAGAUGCGCAAAGUUAGGUCCUCAGCCAGUAACCCCCUGGACAUAAUCAGCGCCAACGGGCCCGAUCACACACGGCACCGCCGAUCCCUGGCGCACGCGUUCUCCGCCAGAGGCCUGCAGGCCCAGGAGCCUAUCCUCAUCGAAUACGUAGACAAGCUCAUCGCCCGUCUCCACGGGAUCGCCGAGUCUCAGCUCCCCGCGAACAUGGUCAAGUGGUAUAAUCUCACCACGUUCGACUUGAUUGGAGACCUGGCGUACGGUGAGUCCUUCGGGGGUCUCGAGUCUUCGGAGUAUCAUCAUUGGGUGGCGGCGAUCUUUGACUCGGUGCGUGUGCUGGCCGUGAUCGCGCUGAAAGAUGCGUAUCCGUUGAUUUCUAAAUUGUUCACGCUAUUCGUGCCGGGUCGAUUGGCCGAGGCGAGAAAGAAGCAUCUCGAUCACAGCAGAGAAUUGGUGGAGAAGAGACUGAAAAGCAACACGGAUCGAGGCCAUGCCGAUUUCAUGCAAUCGAUGCUGCGGCAUCGGGGUGAAAAAGAAGGUCUCACGGAUCAGGAGCUCGAGGCGAAUGCCAAUAUUCUGAUCAUAGCGGGCAGUGAGACCACUGCGACGCUGCUUUCUGGCGUGACGUUUUGGUUACUGCGGACUCCGAAGGCUAUGGAGAAGGUGGUCCACGAGGUCCGGUCACUCAUGAAGACCGAAAAGGAUAUCACGUUUAAUAAUGUCACGGCCAACUUGCCCUACAUGCUGGCUUGCAUCAACGAAGGGCUUCGCAUGUAUCCGCCUGUUCCUAGUGGAUUGCGACGCAUCUCGCCGCCAACUCCUGUUGAGGUUUCUGGCUACAAGAUCUCUCCUAAUACCAAACUCUCAGUGCACCAGAUCUCAGCCUACACAUCUCCACUUAACUUCCACGACCUAGACCGAUUCGUUCCCGAGCGCUGGCUUCCUGAAGAAAUGAACAACCCGUCGUCGCCUUUCUACAACGAUAAAAGAGACGUGUUGCAGCCAUUCUCGUUCGGUCCACGGAACUGCAUUGGCAAGAACCUGGCGUAUAAUGAGAUGCGCCUGAUCCUGGCGCGGAUUCUCUGGAACUUCGAUUUGGAGCUUUGCCAGGAGAGUUGGCGCUGGAAUGAACAGAAGUCGUACGCGUUGUGGGAUAAACCUGCCUUGAUGUUUAUUGCGACUCUCGCGGCGGUUGAAGACUGCAAUCCGCCUAGCUAUGUUAGCCUUCACGGCGAAGAGUGUAACGAGUUCAAUGAGCCCAAUGAUCCGGAGGUCGCAGGUACCUCAGACGCCAGACCGAUCACUCGGGGGUUAGGUUCGGCCAUCAAGCACCUUCGGGCUCGUGGCGGUGGUAGCCUUCGGUCAUGUCUACGUGGAUUCGACAUGUACUUCGCGUAUACAGUGAUCACCACCGGCAUAGGAAUAGGAAUUUCAACCCUCAUUGGUUUCGUGACCAAGUCACACUUCGGUGUCCUUUUGGGACACUUCAUCGCUAGCAUGCUCCUACCCACUUGGCUCAUGGCUUGGGUUCACCAUAUGAUCGCGAAUAAGCCCCCGAGGAGAAAUCUCCGCCAAAUGCCUGGCCUUCGGAAUUGGUCUAAAAUUGCCCCCGCGGCAACGCUGUACAAUGGCCUCCUCUGUGCCUUCCUCGCUGUGCCUGGCACUUUCUCAAGUCCCGCUAAAUUUAUCGUUGGCAACAGUAUUGUGGUCUUAGUCAACGCGGGACAUGGAGUGUCUUUCGGUGACCUACUCAUCGGCAUUCUCUCGUUACUGGUCUUCCCAUUGGUUACUUUCCCCGCGAGAGCGAUCUUCAUUCGUGUGGCGGCCUCUAUGCUGCCCGAGGAAGAUGAGCCGAUCGUGCCUUUCGGCCGCCGUUUUGGUGGCAAAAGCCUAGCUGGCGGUGGCCAGCUCAGCAUUCGAGACGCCUGGACGAGCUUUGAAUGGGCGGCUCGUGUUCGCUUCGUUAAGACCAUCCUUAAGGCUGUUGCUAUUGAGGCGGCACUUUUUGUGGCUAUGAUCUUGCUGAUACUUGGCGGGCUGGGAAUCAUGAGCUUUGCUAGCAGCAUUCAGGCUUCUCAUUCCUAGGCCAUG
Messenger RNA from Aspergillus steynii IBT 23096, 2367 nucleotides. Its product is annotated as cytochrome P450. The transcript is spliced from 3 exons. Lineage: Eukaryota; Fungi; Ascomycota; Eurotiomycetes; Eurotiales; Aspergillaceae. Gene Ontology annotation, molecular function: monooxygenase activity; heme binding; oxidoreductase activity, acting on paired donors, with incorporation or reduction of molecular oxygen. The coding region runs from base 1 to 2361 and encodes 786 amino acids. The record is from RefSeq and is a predicted model, not a curated record.